GCCAAAGCAAGUAUGAUAUGAUACGAUAUACUCUCCGGAAACCUGGCCCUCCCUUCUCCUAAUAAACCACAUUAUUCGGGAGGUCUCUUCAACAUCCACAAACCGAAUCGAUCCUGCAGCGAAUCUCAUGAAGGAAGGAUCCUCAGACUCCUCCUUCACGAACCCAUCCCCCGGCCAUCAGAAACGCGCUAAAACAGGAGAAUCACGCUCGCUUUACCCAGCUCCCCAUAGCAGUACUCGUACUAUGACUUAUGCCAUGACAAAAUAUCAUACAAACCUCGGCACAGUAAGAGUACUGUACAAGUACAGUAAUUACAGUACAAAAAACGCUAUACCAAUCGAACCAUGUACGAGUAAUACCAUAUCGCUCCAAUCUCCUUCCCCUCCUCAAUCACGUACGAUACCGAUAAAACAAAAGCUUCCUCACGGCACCCCCCGCUGGAAUGAUUACGCCACGAUAAUUGCACUUCUCGCGUGGCGCACAAAUCUACGCGGACCAUCCAACCAACAAUGGGGUGGGCUUUUUUCGGCUUACAUGAUGCGUACCGUAUCACACGCAGAUACGGUAGCUGACUUAUAA
This is a messenger RNA of Tuber melanosporum (Perigord truffle), 580 nucleotides long. RefSeq lists its product as uncharacterized. NCBI's taxonomy places the organism in Eukaryota, Fungi, Ascomycota, Pezizomycetes, Pezizales, Tuberaceae. The transcript is spliced from 4 exons. The record is from RefSeq and is a predicted model, not a curated record. Bases 128 to 580 code for a protein of 150 amino acids.